GUCAGCGUCGUGUCAGUCGGGUUUCGGUCGUCAAACCAAGCAGAGGUGCGACAGCGACAGCGGAGAACUAACGCCAAGCUACACACACAGACAGUAGAGAAGACAGACAGAAGCGAAAGAGGCAGAGGAAGAAGAGCAGCAGCCGCACCAGGUUGAGGUUGAGUUCCAGCUUCAGUUACAGUUACAGUUUCAGUUUGUCAGCAAGCCGCAGAAUCCAUCCAAAAAAAAUAGAGGAAGCAAGCGAAUAACAAAUCAAAGAGAAAUAAGUGUGGAACUGUCAGCUUGCUGGGUCAUUAGCUAUUGCCAUUUGCCAUUUGAUUGACGGGCAUCACCAACGCUAGAGAGUGGGCAAGAGAUAGAAAGAGAGAGAGACACAACUACUUGUCUAACUUUGUGUUCUCCGCGUGCCGGACGCAACGCAGCCUAGGAAAGUGGGCAACGAAUAAUUGAAAAGGCAAAAAACCAAACAAAAAAAAAGCAAAUACGAAUCGAAAUUGGAAAUCUAAUUAGCGACAGACGAGGUCAGAUCCCGGCUCCUUCAAUCAUCAUCAGUAUUGACAGCAGCAGAAGUAGCACCAGCUCUGUGCGAAAUCAAACGACAACAACAACGAGAAUAACAAGUGUAACGACAACAACAACAAGAACAACAACUGCUAGAAAUUGAGCUGAAAAGGCGUUGCUCGCACCUCCAACAAAAACCGAAUCCGGAUCCGACAUCCGACAACCGAAAGCGAAAGCGACGUCAACACCAGCAAACACUUUCGCGCGCCAGUGUGUGCGAGUGUGUGUGUGUGCUGUCGUCUGUGUGAGCGCGCGCGUGUAUGCGUAUGCGUAUAUAUGUGUGUGUGUGUGUGUGUUGUAACUUCGAACAGUGAUAACGGAACACGCGCGUUUUUUUCUGCCUCUCUGCUGGAAGAAGACAGCGACACUUUUCUUCCGAUUGCGAUUUCGAUUCUGUAUUUUGUCUGUGCUGACAUCACUUCACUGUCUUAACUAAUCAAAGGAGGAGAAGGAGCAGGACGUUAAUGAACUAAAUAUAUGCGAGCAUCUUCAACUUCAAUUUCUUCCACUUUCAUUUUCCACUUUUACUUGGACUCGGUACAGGCUCUCAACCUCAGCUAUUGAUCAAUUAAACGACUAACCAAGCUGCCAAAAGGACUACGCCACAAAUAUGUUCUCCAUGUGCUCAAAGGUGAAGCCAAGGAGCGAAGAGUUCAGCUCGACGCCGUCGCAGCAGCAACAAUUGCAGUUGCAGCAGCAGCCCUCGGGCACGGGAGGGAAGCAAAUCAAAGGCGGCUACCUGCUGCGCUAUAAAAAGCACAUGCUGUGGAAUCGAUGGGCCGAGGAGUGGGUCAUACUCUACGAUGACUCGACCAUGGCGUGGUUCACGGAGCCAGGCCGCUCCUCGCCCUCGGGCAAGAUACUCGUCAAGGAGGCGCCCGAGAUGCUGGCCAUUGCCCAUUGGACUGGCCAGAUACCGCGUCGUCCUCCACUGCCCGAUGGCGUGAGUGUCUCACAGCUGAUUGCGCUGGGCUCGCGACGCAAACGUUCCAAGGUUUACUGGAUGCUGGCCAAGUCGGAGCAGGAGGUGAGCGACUGGAUCGAUGCCAUAACCAAAACUCUGCCACCGCCGCCACAAAUCGAACUGGUGGUGGACAAGCCGCAUCUGAUGAACGUGCUGCGGCGUCCACUUGUGCGCAUAAGACCGGCCACCAACUCGGAGGUGAAGCAGCGCAAGAGUUCCAGCAACAGGCAUCAUCGCAACACCUCAACAUCGCAUUCGACGGCGACAUCGACGUCGACGGCCUUGACCACUCAGCGCAUCAUGUACAACCAGAAUCCUUUAGUCAAGAGCGAUGCGGCUGUGGCGAUUCUGAGCAAGAAGCCGGACUCGAAGGCCUCGCUGGCCUGUGCUCUGCCCUGGGGCCAUGGCUGGGGAUGGGCCACACUGCCCAACGGAGUGUGGAGCGGCGGCCUCACCUGGUCGCAGUGCGAAGACACCUUCACGCUCCACGCACUGCCCACCACCCACUGCACCAAUCUGAUCGACACCUCGUGCAGCGGCGCCGUCUAUCACACUGACAUCGGUGGCUUCGAUUUCCACUCGACGGGCGUGGACGAUCUCGGCGGCGAGGACUUUGACUAUGCCAUGGACUGUGGCGAUUUCAUAUUUUAAGCGCAUUCCGUCAACAACUUUCUCACACAUUUGACAGAUCAAACCCACCCAAAAAGGAAGGAGAAAGAAUAUGAUGUAGAGAAUCAGGAGGUAAUCGCAUUCGUAGUAUAAAGUGUGCUUCAAUUGUCCCUUUGUGUUAGGCGUUGCAAUUAGCAUAGACAAGGAUAGAAUAGCCAAAAGAACAUGUUCACACACUGCGUAUACGCAAUUUAUCGUUGGCAGUUGCGAUGCCCCAAAAAGUAGGCAACAGUUUUGGCAUGAAUCGUAAUCGAAGCGAAGCAGGAAAUGAGAAACGAGAAACAAGAAACAAGAAACGAGAUACCGAAGCCGAAGCCGAAACCGAAACCGAAACCCGAGACACGAAACGAUACUUGUAUGUAACCUUAAGCAUCUUUUUAUGAAUUUUAUAAAGGAUUCCCAACAAUUUUCGAUGCCGCUGUGACCGCGAUCGCAAUUGUGUUAUGUACGCUUUUAGUGUGCAAUUUUUAAAUGGAACAUUUUUACAGCGCAGCUAAUUAAGUCAAAUUGAUACUCGUAAAUGUUAUUCGUAAGUGUGUGUGUAGAACAUGCUGGAUAUGUUCACGUACAGCAUUUUUAUAGUUUAGUAUAUAGUGGCGAUAAGUUUUGCUAUUGAAUGUAAUGUAAUGGCCCAAAACAAGCAAGAGGAAAACCAGGUUAAAAACACGUUUACACACAACAACACAAUCAACAAACACAAAUACAUACAUGAGCAUGAGAAGGGAGAAGCGAUUAAUUGUAAAAGAAUCCCAAUCGAAUCGAAUCGAGUUUGAUAAACCCCAAGCACACAUAAAGCCAGAAGAGUUUCUAGAAACUGAAAUACACAAAGCCCACCCACGUACUGAUAAAGUAAAGUUUAUGAAAUAAACUAGUUUAUUUAACCAAAACCAAAACCAAAACGAAAACAAAAAUGAAAAAGUUUAAUAGUUACAUAAGGCAAACAACAUAAGAAACCAAAGCAGACAUUAAAUCAAUUUGAUGUAUUUAACAUAAAUAUGUAUACUCUUUAAGUAUAUUUAUAUAUAUUACGAUAUGUAUAAGAACCCAUGCAUCAUCAGAUAUCCACCGUUAAUCACACAGAAUAGCCGCACAGAAUAAGAUCGAGCACUUGGCAUGAUUGCACCUGAUACUUGAAACUCUUUCUUGGCCCUUUUGUAUUGUAGUUAAUUUCAAUAUUAUCGCAUCAAAGUAUCAGAUGUCCUCAUGUCAAAGGCGGAUGCUUAUUGAAACGUCCAUUGCCACGUGUCCAUUAAAUAUGUAUACAAUUUGUUAAAACGAAAAGAAAAAAGAUCUUUUCAAAUUUACAUUUGAAUUUGAAUUUAGGAAAAUUUGAAAACUCUUGUGCACUGCGAGUGCCAAGAGGAAAAACGCCGCUACGGAAACCUUACACAAAAACAAAAAAAGAAACGAAAAGAAAAAACAUUUAGAAAUUAAAUGUAUAGAUUAAGUGAAAAGUGUCUUCAAAUGGCAAGGGACACGGUUAAGAUUGUUGAGAAACCCAAAGAUAUUAAAACGAAAACAAUUUGUGUAUUAUCUAAGAAUGUGCUGGUUUUCACAAUGUUGCAAACUUAGUCGAAUAAUAGAAAUACGUAUAAUUAUAAAUAUAUAAAGCAUAAAGACAUACGGGUAACAAGUAAAAUCUUGCCUAAAUAAACAGUAUGCCCCUAAAAUGUAGAAUCCAUAGGUGUGUACUAUAUACAUAUAUGAAUAUUAGUUGUAGGUAAUGCCAAGACAUGCAUGUAUAGUUAACUAUAUUUAUAUACAACCAUUUGAGACCGAAGAAACGCCUAGACGUAAACCAAAGCAAACAAAACCAAAUCGAAUCGAAUAGCGUCAAUACUCAAAUUGAUAUUUGGUAAAAACAAAGCAAAAGUUAAACCUGAGCCCUUGCAGCCUUAGUUGAAUCGUAUGUACGUUGAAUACUCACUCUUCCCCCCUCCCCGAAAAAGGAGAGGGAAGUAUUUAGAGCAUAUAUGAAUAACCGUAACGAUAGUACUAUUAAAUGUGUUAAAUGCAUUGAGAGAAGGAAAAGAAAGCGAGAAAACCCCCUCCCCAUCGCCCCCAAGAAACCCCUUGACAAAAUAAUGUAGACUAAAAGACUUAAGCAAUUGUCGUAUAGACGUUAAAUUAGAGCGCAUUGAAUGUUGGCUUAAAAAUGUUUAGAAAUGAAUCUUUAUAAGUAGUUUAAAGUAGCAACAGCAGCUGUCAGCCGUCGUGUUUAUGAGCAGGAGUACGAGUUUAUCGACUGCUUGUACUGUUAUCCUGUAGUCUGAUGUAUGUAUAACCCCAAAUAAUCGAUAUGUAAAUGGAUGUAAUUAAAUGUUAGAGAAGCUAUGCAAGCUGAAGCCAAAGUGAAGUGUUGAACAGCAAAGAAGCAAAGAAGCCAAACAAAGAUUGAGUGUUUUCCUUAGUGUGUAAACUUGAAUAAACAAACCGAAACCAAAACAAAAACAAAAACAAAAACCGACCUCGACAAUCACGGAUAUAAAGAAUGAAGUAAAUCAUAAUAAUCAUAAUACAAA
Messenger RNA from Drosophila sulfurigaster albostrigata, 4716 nucleotides. RefSeq lists its product as uncharacterized. Gene Ontology annotation, cellular component: membrane. The record is from RefSeq and is a predicted model, not a curated record. NCBI's taxonomy places the organism in Eukaryota, Metazoa, Arthropoda, Insecta, Diptera, Drosophilidae. The transcript is spliced from 4 exons. The coding region runs from base 1172 to 2176 and encodes 334 amino acids. Gene Ontology annotation, biological process: regulation of cell differentiation.